UGUAAUUUUAAAUGUCUAGGUGUUGGCUAUUGAAGACGUGUUCAAGCAUAGGGUGACAAAUGUGGUUUUCAUGGGAAUGGGUGAGCCGAUGUUGAACCUAAAGUCAGUGCUUGAUGCUCAUCUUUGUAUGAACAAGGACAUUGAAAUCGGGCAACGAAUGAUUACAAUAUCAGCAGUAGGUGUUCCAAACACAAUCAAGAGACUUGCCUCUCAUAAGCUUCAGUCGACCUUAGCUGUCAGCUUACAUGCGCCAAAUCAGAGUCUCCAGGAGAAAAUUGUACCAAGUGCCAAGGCUUAUCCGCUAGAAGCAAUUAUGAAGGAUUGUCGUGAUUACUUCCAAGAAACAAAUAGACGAGUCUCCUUCGAAUAUGCCCUUCUAGCUGGUGUCAAUGACAAAGUUGAGCAUGCGGUGGAACUCGCAGAGCUACCCCGUGAAUGGGGUAAAACUUAUCACGUUAACUUGAUACCUUACAACCCGAUAGAAGGAUCAGAGUACAAGCGACCUUACAAGAAAGCGGUCCUAGCGUUUGCAGCUGCAUUGGAGUCACGUAAGAUAACUGCCAGCGUCAGGCAAACAAGAGGACUUGAUGCAAGUGCUGCUUGUGGUCAGCUGAGGAAUAAGUUUCAGAAAAGCCCUGUAAUUGCUGUGACGGAUAGUCAGCCAGAUGCAGAAGCUGUCGCGUCUUGAUGACCUGGAUUGCACAAAUCUCUGGUUUUGCCAUUAGAUGGCUCUGUUCAACUUUGUUUUGAAAAGUAGACAGGCAUGACUCAAUGACGGAAAAGUGAAAGUUGUCUUUAAAGGUUUGGUCGGUCAUUACAGCUGGGGAUGAGGAGAUUGAAGCGCACGUUUGAGAACCGACGACUUUGACAUUAGUUUUAUAUGUCUUGGCCUAUACGUUUGUGAUGUGAUGUAUACUUUGGUUUAUUAUAAUUGUGACGAGGAAGCCAAGUUAAUAAUGUUAUCCAGUGAAUGAUAUUAACAGAUAUCAGCUA
Molecule: messenger RNA, 993 nt
Organism: Camelina sativa (false flax)
Lineage: Eukaryota; Viridiplantae; Streptophyta; Magnoliopsida; Brassicales; Brassicaceae
Source: RefSeq, a predicted model, not a curated record